GCCACAGCGUCAUGAGGACCUUCGCAGCCGCCACUGGAGCCGCACUGCUCAUACUCGCCACCGUCGUAUCGACGCUGGAGCUGACACCGGAAUUUAUGGAGAUCAUUAACAAAUGCAAGACAAAACAUGAGCCCACUGAAGAUGAGCUGAUAGGGAUCAUGAUGAUGAAAGUUCCAGACAGCGCCAACGGCAAGUGCUUCAUGGGGUGCGUUCUACAGGAAGUUGGAGUGGUUAAGGACGGCAGGUUCGACAAGGAGGAGGCAAAGAAACACGUCGCCACCAAGAUGUCCGACAAAGAUGAACUGGAGAAGCACAUGCGGCUCAUCGAUAAAUGUAGCCAAGAAGUCGAUGGCGAGACUGACUCCUGCGGAAUCGGCCCGAAGCUGAUGGAGUGUAUCAAACAGUUUGCGACAAGGUUUGACAUUGCCCUCCCACACGCCCCGUCCAAAUAAAGGCUGUGCCACGUUGAAGAUGCUGAAGUCGACGACCCGGCAACCAUCUGCGUCCACACUGAGUGACAUCGACGGCACCCAGACAAGAAGAAGUGUUGGUAUCUGUACUGCUCUGUGCUCACUAAAUAAAAAAUAACUGUAGAUAUGAAA
Messenger RNA from Schistocerca nitens (vagrant locust), 602 nucleotides. Its product is annotated as general odorant-binding protein 56a-like. The coding region runs from base 12 to 452 and encodes 146 amino acids. The transcript has 7 exons. The record is from RefSeq and is a predicted model, not a curated record. NCBI's taxonomy places the organism in Eukaryota, Metazoa, Arthropoda, Insecta, Orthoptera, Acrididae. Gene Ontology annotation, molecular function: odorant binding. Gene Ontology annotation, biological process: sensory perception of smell.